Messenger RNA from Moneuplotes crassus, 2687 nucleotides. Lineage: Eukaryota; Ciliophora; Spirotrichea; Euplotida; Euplotidae. The record is from the annotation of a GenBank genome assembly.
UAAAAUGAUUGCUUUGAAAAAUUGUAAGAAGAAAUUAAGGAAACAACAAGGCCUUUUGGAUGAGAUCGAACCCACACGAGGUGAUAGUAAGAAGCAGAGUAGUGAUAGAAUGCCAGGGGCUGUCAUUGAUAAAGGUAUCCUUGGAGCUCUUCAAACCAAAAUGAAUAAUUCAAAAACUCUGGACAAGCUGAAAAACAAAGAAUUCGAAUUCGAUAAAUUAAAACUUCCAUAUCAAGCACUGCGACUAUCUGAUAAAAUGGACCAAAAAUUAUUUAAAAUAUUCGAAGAGGAAGCUAUCAAGGCAGGACUAGAAGUUAAGCCGCCUGAAUCAAGAAACUUAAGGGCUCAAGGCUACAACACUUCGAUAGGGUUCUAUGACAAAAAGAAACAGUGCAUGAUAGAGAAAAGGCUGAGUCCCAGGGUAAAUGUUGGUGGUCGCAAGAUCUUCCAGAUGAAUAACCUUAAGCCAUCUAAGAGAAGUUCUUCGCAGUAUCACAGAAUAAACAAACAAGAGCCUGCUGAGCAAUAUUGUCGCUCUUUGCUUCCUCAAACUACUCGGAAGACAGACCAUUAUGAAACGAAAAGAGAAUCCCAAUUGAAUACAGCAAGGCAUUGCAAGGAUCCAGGAACCAUUGACACUGUUUCUGAAAGGACAGAGAAAACCAGAAGUAUCAAAAGAAAGAACAGUAAAUAUUCAAGAGGAGACCAUGAUGAUAAUCGAAAGGGGCAUCACAGAUCUCAGUUCACCGACAGCAAGCAUGAUGAAAACACAAAGAAGAACCACCCUCAAAAACUUCCAUCCCUUCCUAAGCAUCCAAAAGAGUUGACUAAUUUUGAAUUGGAUCAAAAUUUCUUCAAACUAGUAUGUAGCGGAGAUGGUCCAGAGAUUAUUCAUAUGAAACAUUGAAUUAUAAACAGGGCCAAUUUUAAGCUUUUCCUUAGCAAGAAAUACCCACCAAAGAUUGCCGAUAGAAUAACAUUCUCUUUCUUCCAAUCUAUUGGCAACCCUUUAGUGUUGAAUUAUGAUAAGUAUUCAGCAGUACUUGAUGAUUUCUUGAAAUCACCACCUGAACACUUGCUGAUAUUCGCCUUCAGCUGUUAUGAUCUCAGUGCUACCAACAGCGUAUGAGAGCAUGAUAUUUUCCAGAUCCUCCAAAUCUUUAAAGAAGAAAUAAAUGUAGACAAUCAGAUCCUUGAGGCAUUGCAAUUGGAUGAUUUCCCUACUGAUUUGGAUUUACUAGUCAAGGACGAAAAAUCUUAUUUAUUCGAGCAGAUCUUCAUUCCUGAUGUUCUGAAAAUGUCAGAAUGUCUCACUUCUAAAAACAACGACAAGCUUAGCUUAAAUCGCUUGAAUUCAAAAUUCUCUACCAUGAGCUCUAAAUUCAGCAGGAUACCUCCAGAUCACGAAGUAAUGUUUGAAAAAUCUAUAAAAAGAGCUGAGAAAAUUGAAGAGCAUUUCAACAAGAACACACUUGGUUCUGUGUCCAACAUAUUUGAGCACAAGAACAUUUACUAUAAUACCAGACUAAACCACCCAGAAUGCAAUUCACUCUCAAGCGAAGACUUCCUGUCAAUAAAAUUUGAGUGCAAAAUCCCCCAUUUGCUGAACGACUUCAUCCUCUACAUCACAGGGGAGAAGAUCAAUCUGCACAAAAUCUAUAACGCUCAAGCUCGUAAAAACAAAUACCUUUCUAAAAUAGGCCAAACCAGCCUUCCUUUCCAAUACUCUAAAGAAGACCUCAACUCUGUUGAGCACUGGAAGCUAGUCCAUAAGGCAGAUAGGAGCAAGGAAGAUGGGUCCAGUGUGGCUAGACUCGAGGAAGAUAAGGAAGAGAGGAAGAAUAAGAGGAGUCAUAUAUUACCAAUCGGCCAUCAGUUGUUGCCACUAAGAGAGUUUUAUCAGUACAUUGACUCAAACCAUUUGAAGAAUUUGGAAAAAUCCUUUAUUAAGCUGGCCAAGAAGGAUUCGGAUAUUUAUAUUACGCAAGAGAGCUUGAGUAGUGGGUUUAAAGAGGUUUUUGGAUAUGAAAACCCGUCGUUGGCCAAAAGAUUUUAUAUGUAUCUUGCGGAAUACCAUACAAAAGCAAGGAUUACUUUCGAGCAAUAUCUGAGAAGAUUCUUUAAAUUACUAUACUCCUCAGUUGUUGAAAAGAACCAAAUAUCAUUCAGAUUCUACGAUUAUGAUGGUGAUGGCAUAAUCAGUGCCUUAGAUGUCUACGAUUUGUAUCAAUAUUAUGAAAAAGGAAGCAAGCUAUAUGAGGAGGCAACUCUCCUGGUUAACGAUAUUGCACAAAACUCUCAACAAAACAGGCGUGAAGAUAGGUCUUUCAAUUAUAACUACUUUUUGUAUAUUGUCAAAUCAAGUUAUAUCACUAAGGAAUGUGUCAACAAAUGUGCCAAUGGCAUAACUAAUUUGUCUUAUCAUGAAGCUCGUUGCACAGCAAAAUGGAACUCUAUUCUUCACUAUGGAAACUUAGAGAAGAAGCCUACUAAAUCUUUUAAAUCAGAUAAAAAUUAUCCAUCAGUGAUGAGGCCUUUGUUUUCUCAUAUCUCUUUACUCAUGAGAAGAACUGAGAAGAAAAAGAAAGAGGAGAAGGAGCGGGAAGAGCUUCUCAAACUUGGCAAAAUGGAUAGCUACAAGAAUCACUAAAACCUCAUAAUUCAUGUAAUUAGUCAAUAUUUGGAAC